Molecule: messenger RNA, 825 nt
Organism: Arabidopsis lyrata subsp. lyrata
Lineage: Eukaryota; Viridiplantae; Streptophyta; Magnoliopsida; Brassicales; Brassicaceae
Exons: 2
Coding region: 293-556 (87 amino acids)
Source: RefSeq, a predicted model, not a curated record
UAGUUGUUCAUAUUGGCCGAAACCAGGUGCGCAUGAAGGUACUUGCUUGCGGUAAUCCAGGAAUUUUGAAAAGUCAAUAAUGACCCUAAUUCAUUUUGUUCUCAUGCGGGUAACUACACCAAACCAGUUGGAGAAAGCAUCUGGUUUUGACUCUUACUAGCGGCUAAUUUUAUCCCCUUGUCAUAUUAUAUAAGAAACCACCAUCAAAUCUCUUCUUCUUUCAUCGGUAAACUUUUACAACACACAAUUCAAAAGUUACAAGAGUGUCUCUGAAUUUCUUUCCAAUCAAAAGAUGAGUUCAACGAGUAAAGCAUGGUUAGUGGCUGCAAGCAUCGGAGCCGUGGAAGCGUCCAAGGACCAACUAGGCAUGUGCCGGUGGAACUACUUGAUCCGGUCGGUGAAUCAACGUAUCCGUAACAACAUGAGAUCCGCUUCUCAGGCAAACAGCUUCUCUUCGUCAACCGCGGUUGCUUGCCGUAAGGAUGAUGACAAGGCGAAGCAAACUGAGGAGUCACUUAGAACGGUUAUGUACUUGAGCUGUUGGGGUCCUAACUAAAUGGAUACAUGGAUGAUUGAGGCUUAACUAAUUGUUUUUGGUAUGCAUUGUAUAUGAUAGAUUCGUCGUAUACUAAAUGCAAAAAAAUGAUACUAUGUACAUAAUGUAAAAAUAGAUAAUGAAAUUUUGGGAUGCAAUAAAAUCUUAUGAUGAUGAUGUAAAAGUACCAAAACCAACCACAAGCUUCAGUAUUUGUUUUGUGAUGAGUGAUUGAAUAAAAUGUGGUAAUAACAUGAUCAGACAAACUAAUAACACUUUUUAUUUUGAAA